Molecule: messenger RNA, 1566 nt
Organism: Racocetra persica
Lineage: Eukaryota; Fungi; Glomeromycota; Glomeromycetes; Diversisporales; Gigasporaceae
Source: the annotation of a GenBank genome assembly
AUACCACCGAUCAAAAAUCUUAUACAAAAACUCAGCGAAUGUCACGAAGAAGAAAUACCAAGAAUAGUAGAGUCUGCUAUCGACUGGAGCUAUCCACGGGGAGAUCUCUUUCAUUGGAUCGGCGUUUUGAAUCGGUUUGAUACUAUGCUCGAAAAUAUCUGUAAAAAUUAUAACUUGAAGAAAUUGCAAACAUCAAAAUUCUCAGAGGGAGCUCGUGUCGUAUUAGUGGCAAUAUUGAAAUUUUCGCGGGUGUUGUUGGAAAACUGCACGAAUAGAAAUUUGUACAGUUCUUAUGAGCAUCUCAAUGACUUGUUAUAUACAAGUGAUUUGGAUGUUUUAGAAGUUUUGUUGCGUUUGAUUCUCCGACCUGCACAACGACUCAGUAAUCAGCGAGCGCUUCGCACAAAUUUUACCAUUUCUCCUGAGCGCAUUUUAACGUUGGCUCAUUGUUGGGGUACAAAAGAAUACGAUCUUGAAAUGGAAAAUCUUGCAUCUGAUGAUGUAACUAUUCCAGAAGAGCUGACUACCUUAAAUUAUCAGUUUUAUCGACAUCUAACCCCAUCGGAAGCUGCUGAAACUACUGUUGACAAGAAAAGUGAUACAACCACUCCUACUCAAUCUCAGAAAAGUCAGAGAAAAGAUAGUGCAUCAAGUUCGGGUGGGACCAAAGCUGGAGAAGGCGUCACUUUAAUUUCUGUUAAUAACGUUCGUCAACUUGGAGAUACAGAUAUGAACAUUUUAAAUCAUGUUGUUCAGGAAUAUAAUAUUCCUGAAGAAUUUCACUUUGCCCUUCUGAAUCGAAUUCGAAUUGUCACCAAUAUUUCAUCAACCGAGGCUAGACGAAGACUCUUAAUAAUAAGAUUACUUGCCGUUGCCAUCAUGGGUUCGUUUAUUCACGUUCCGUUUGUAUAUGACUGCUAUUAUAAGCGAUCCAAAUUGUUCUUAUAUGAACCUGAUAUUGUUGCAAACCUUGCCAAGCUAGUACACCCAGAUCGAAACAUACCAUUUGAUAUUCAAACGGUUGCACUUUACGCUUUGGAUGGGAUUAGUAGAUAUCGAUCGAAGCUUGGUGAAGUUUUAACAGCUAUAAAUGCUUCUGCAAAUCAUGGCAUUCUUCUUUAUGUUUUGCGAAGGGUUAUAGCGGAUCUAGAGCGCGAUAAUCCCAUAUAUCCUCAGGAAUACUACGAUGCGCUCUUCGCAUUAAUAUCUUACAUCAUUACCACACAAACUGGUGGAACGAUGGUUAUAUCAGCCGGAAUCGUUCCAACGCUUUUGCAGUUACUUAACAAUAAGAAUUCACACCAAUUAAAGAACGUAACAAAAGCAGUCGGUAUCCUUGACAGUCUUGUCUAUGGAUUCAAUACAUCGUUUACUUCAUUUUGUAAUGCUAAUGGCGUCCGUGUACUAGUUGGUAGAAUUAAGGAAGAAGUUGAUAAUGGUAUACGACUUGCCAAAGAGGCCCGAGACAAUCAAAUGGAAGGUAUCACGAUCGCAAAUUCAUCUGCACCGGCUGGACCAUCUUCAGAAGUUGGAGAGCUUAUUUCUUCUGUCGCUAUUGAAAAUGAU